Kwoniella botswanensis is the source of this 318-nucleotide messenger RNA. RefSeq lists its product as uncharacterized. Bases 1 to 318 code for a protein of 105 amino acids. NCBI's taxonomy places the organism in Eukaryota, Fungi, Basidiomycota, Tremellomycetes, Tremellales, Cryptococcaceae. The record is from RefSeq and is a predicted model, not a curated record. The transcript is spliced from 4 exons.
AUGGGAAACAAGCUUUCGUCUCUCAUGCCAUGGCGACCCAAAAGUCAAUCUCAUUCAAUCACCUUCAUCUACGGUGGACAAAUCAAUCCAGAAACGUUCCUGAGUACUCUCCAAGCUCAUAAAGACUAUCUCAAAGCUGGUUCACCCAGAACAUACACAAGGGAAGAGAAUGGCUCGACUAUCAUAACGUUCCAACAAUCCAAACCUUUCAGAACGACCAACGAGGAUAAGUUGGAGAGAACAGUGAUGGAGAUGUUAGGUUUAAGUGGGAAUAAUGGGACUCUAACCAAACUAGCUAUCUCGACCAAAACAACAUAA